This is a messenger RNA of Pyrus x bretschneideri (Chinese white pear), 1190 nucleotides long. RefSeq names its product OVARIAN TUMOR DOMAIN-containing deubiquitinating enzyme 3-like. The transcript is spliced from 7 exons. Gene Ontology annotation, molecular function: cysteine-type deubiquitinase activity. Gene Ontology annotation, cellular component: cytosol; nucleus. Bases 71 to 742 code for a protein of 223 amino acids. The record is from RefSeq and is a predicted model, not a curated record. NCBI's taxonomy places the organism in Eukaryota, Viridiplantae, Streptophyta, Magnoliopsida, Rosales, Rosaceae. Gene Ontology annotation, biological process: protein deubiquitination; endoplasmic reticulum unfolded protein response.
UUUGUUUUAUCCGGUCUCAGCCUUCACAUUCUGAUUCUAUCCACGGUCGUCUCCCCGAGCAGCUUUUUCCAUGGCGGAGUCAGUUCUCGAGCAGUUGAGGAAUGGAACUGCUCGGUUCGAGCUCGCCUCCUCCCCCGUGCUUUCAAUUUCAACUUCCAAUUCUCCGUCGCACCAAACGGCGGCGUUCGGGGACCACAGCCAACGGUUCUUCGCUAGAAUCGGACCGCCACUAGGCAGAGGAUCGUCGGCGAUGAAGAAAGUUGAACGCUUUUCGGUUCAGAAAGUUACCGGCGACGGGCGCUGUCUGUUUCGUGCUCUGGUGAAAGGAAUGGCUUUGAAUAAAGGGGUUCCUCUUAGCCCAAGGCAAGAGAAAGAUGAUGCAGACGAACUACGAAUGGCUGUGAAAGAGGUUAUAUGCGAAGAUGAGGAAGAGCGCCCUAAGUAUGAACCUGCUUUGGUGGCAAUCACUGUCGAUGAGUCCUUAAAACGUUACUGCCAGCGCAUCAAUAGACCGGAUUUCUGGGGAGGAGAGUCUGAGCUGCUGGUGCUGUCAAAGUUGUGUGGGCAGCCAAUCACUGUUUACAUACCAGAGCAUGAGCAUACAAAUGGUGGACUGGGUUCUGGUUUCAUUCCGAUUGCAGAAUAUGGAAGCGAGUUUACAAAAGGUUCUAGAAACAAAAAGCCCAGAAAGGUUGUUAGGCUCCUCUACAGUGGCAGGAACCAUUAUGAUCUGCUUGUAUGAGAGAGAGAGAGAGAGAGAGAGAGAGAGAGAGAGAGAGCUGAAUAGAAUGAUAGUAUUUUUUUUUGUUUUAUUAGCCUUUGUUUUUCUUUCUUUGAUACAAUCAUACAGACUCUACUUAGUGGAAUAGGGUUUUGUUAUUGUUGUAGAAUGGCUGCCAAUACACAAUGUUAUCUAGAUAGUAGGGUGGGUAUCGGGUGGGUUGGUCGAGUUGGAUUACAACUUGUUGUUAACCCAAUAAAUUCGGGUUGGCAUUAGGUUGGAAUUGUUGAAACACAUUGUUGCCCAAGGAAAUGGGUAAACCAACCCCCCACACCAUUUUUAGGCUGUGUGGUUUCAUGGGGUGGUAUAAGUUGCUUUCUUUCUUAUUCCUAAUUUUUGUAUGACUGUCAUAUAAUCCAAAAUUCAUGUUCUUUAAAUUAUAUGAAUUGGGUAUUGUACCCUCACUGCA